AUGAAAGAACCUCGGAUUUUCCUCAGAGAGCGGCCGACUCCAUGGACUCGUGCUCCACUGCCACCUCGAGGACGGCUUGACAGCUCCUUUGGACCACAAGGGGGUCCUGCUCUGAACACAGGCCACCCGCUGGGCAUGAACUCAGAUCCUUUCCUUAUGGCGGCCAGUUCUCUUGGUGGAAAUAUGGCCCCAUUUCCAAGGAACCCAUCUUCUUUUCCAGCCUCAUCAAGCUCAUUGGCUUCAAAUCCAGCACCUUUUCCUGCAGGUGCUCGAGAUCCAAGCAUGGCGGCUUUUCCAAGAGGGAUGAAUCCCACUGGCACAGGCACAGUUUCUUUCCCGAGGCCAGGUGGCAUGUUGGGCCCAGGCCUCAAUUCUAGAACAGGAUCUCUUCCAGGCUCAGGGCCCCUUGCAGGCCCUGGACCUUUGCCUAACCCCAGGCUAGGGAAUCUCCCAGGGCCAGGUCCUAUGGCCAACCCAAGAGUAGGUGGUAUCCUGGGAGCCGGUCCUGACCCCAGAAGUGGUGGUCCCAUGGGCCCUGGGUCUGGACCCAACCUGAGAGCAGGUAUCUUACCCUCUGGGAACAUCCCUCCCACCAAUCCAAGGCCAGUUGGUCUGGGUCCUGGGCCAAAUCCCAAUCUGAGAUCAGGCUUUCUGGGUACAAAUGCUGCUCCUAGGUCAGGUAUGUUCCCAGGUGCAGGCCCAGGCCUCGGGCCCAACCCAAGAGCAGCAGGUGGCCUGGGUCCAGGCCCUAAUCUGGAUGCCAGAGCCAGUGGCCUCUUGGGUACUGGAUCUGGUCUUAAUUUAAGAAUGACUGGACCUCAAGGACUAGAUCUUGCCCCCAUUCUGAGAGCAGCAGGUCUUUUAGGAGCAAAUUCAGCUUUGUCCCAGGCUUCUGGAAACAUGGGCACAAACCCUUCCUCCAUUGCACGAGUUCCUGGUCCUAUAGGUCCAAACAUGGGUCCUAGCUCUCGAGGAAUGGGCCUUCCAGGGCCAAAUCCAUCACCUAUGUCAAGGGCUCCUGGCCCCAUAGGCCCUAAUCCAGCUCAUUUCUCAAGGUCAGGUGGUCCAAUGGGUGUAAAUGUCAACCCUUUUCCAAGGGGGCCAGGUUCGGGAGGAAUGAACCCAACUCCAUUUUCUCAUGCGCCUGGCUCACUGGCUUCAAACCCAGCCACCUUCCAAAGGUCAGCUGGCCUCCAGGGCUCAACUUCAGCAGUUUUCCCGAGAGCCUCUGGGCCACUGGGCCCCAACCCAGCAAACUUCCCAAGAGCCACUGGACUACAAGGUCCAAGUUCUUCUACCUUCCCAAGGUCUAGUGGUCCAUUAGGCCCUGGUCAGAUUGCUUUCCCCAGGUCAACUGCUGGGCACCUGGGCUCUUCUCCAGCAGGCCCUAUGGGUAUCAGCCCUACUCCUUUCACAAGACCAGCCGGUACCCUGGGUCUCAACUCGGCUUCUUUUCCAAGGAUGAAUGGCCCUGUGAGCAAGAGCUUGGUUCCCUUUCCAAGAGUGGGGAGCCUCCCUGGUUCAAAUCCAGCUGCUUUCCCUAGACCAGGGGGGCCAAUGGCUGCAGUGUACCCAAAUGGAAUGUUACCCCCUUAAACACCACUUUCCCUGCAGGACCACCUUCGUUUCAAGGCACUGUGGUUCUGGAUAGGAACUGUGUCUUAGGUGAGAGGGUAUGUAUGGACUACUGUCUGGAAAAACCACCUGGGGCUCAAGAUCAGGUGAGCCAUUCUUUUCUUGACUGGAGGUGAAAAUGUUGUUUGUGGGACAUAGAUUGCAGCAGGAGGAACCAUCCCAGCCUUGAAGGGCUCUCCAGCUUUCCAGACACCAGCUGUGCUUUUGUCCCACAGCUUUCUGCCCUGUGUUUCUUACUAGUUUCUUGUUCUUGUGGACUUUUCCUCAGGGAUACUUUGCCCACAGGUCCCAACUCACACAUAGUUCCUGCUCAUCACUGCUCCCCAGAAGUGUUGCACUGGUGAACAGACCAUGCUUAGCUCAGACCUGGGCAUCCUCUACUGCCAUACUUUUCCCUGGGGGCCUCACACACAGAACAGGGAGGUAGACAACUAUUUCAAAAAGACCACCAAAUACGACUUCUGCUUGACUGGGCUUAGAGGUAGCCUGACACAAGACUCCUCUGCUCAGCCAGCUCCCUUACCACUGGUACAUACAAUCAGUGAACCUCAAAAUUUUGAUGUUUAAGGGAAUUGGGGUGGGGUGGGGGAUGAAGGGGAGAAAUCAGUGGUUCUUUCAGCCUGACAAGAAAGGAUGGUUGGUGUUUUCCUGCAUUGUAUCUUUUCUUACUGUUUCUGUAAUAAAUGGGAUGAGAGGGUUGCUGAGGUAA
This is a messenger RNA of Ochotona curzoniae (black-lipped pika), 2344 nucleotides long. RefSeq names its product DERPC proline and glycine rich nuclear protein (gene DERPC). The transcript has a single exon. Bases 1 to 1596 code for a protein of 531 amino acids. NCBI's taxonomy places the organism in Eukaryota, Metazoa, Chordata, Mammalia, Lagomorpha, Ochotonidae. The record is from RefSeq and is a predicted model, not a curated record.